Molecule: messenger RNA, 1370 nt
Organism: Pan troglodytes (chimpanzee)
Lineage: Eukaryota; Metazoa; Chordata; Mammalia; Primates; Hominidae
Gene: MXD3
Product: MAX dimerization protein 3
Exons: 6
Coding region: 133-987 (284 amino acids)
Biological process (GO): regulation of transcription by RNA polymerase II
Molecular function (GO): DNA-binding transcription factor activity, RNA polymerase II-specific; RNA polymerase II cis-regulatory region sequence-specific DNA binding; protein dimerization activity
Source: RefSeq, a predicted model, not a curated record
CCCCGCCCCCGCGGCCCCCACGUGCAGCGGCUGGGCCCGGGGCUUUCAGGGGACCACCAGGCCCCCAGAGCGCCGUGCUAUGUUGGGGGCUAGUCACUAGCACGGGGCUGGAAGCUGAGAUCAAAGACGCCAAUGAGCCGGCGUGGGUGGAUGAGUGAGGCGGGCAAGAAGCAGCACCGUGCUGCAGCCGCUUGCUCCGGCCGGCACCCUAGGCCGGCCCGCCGCCAGCUGUCGCCGACAUGGAACCCGUGGCCAGCAACAUCCAGGUCCUGCUGCAGGCGGCCGAGUUCCUGGAGCGCCGUGAGAGAGAGGCCGAGCAUGGUUAUGCGUCCCUGUGCCCGCAUCGCAGUCCAGGCCCCACCCACAGGAGGAAGAAGCGACCCCCCCAGGCUCCUGGCGCGCAGGACAGCGGGCGGUCAGUGCACAAUGAACUGGAGAAGCGCAGGUGAGUCCCAGUCCUGCCCUGACAGUGCCAGCCCCCAGGGGCCACUGCCCUCUGGCCUUCCCUCCCCUGCCAUUCCUGUGGCCAGCAAGGUGGGGCUGGCACUGCCCUCCAGACCUCUUCCCCACAGGAGGGCCCAGUUGAAGCGGUGCCUGGAGCGGCUGAAGCAGCAGAUGCCCCUGGGGGCCGACUGUGCCCGAUACACCACGCUGAGCCUGCUGCGCCGUGCCAGGAUGCACAUCCAGAAGCUGGAGGAUCAGGAGCAGCGGGCCCGACAGCUCAAGGAGAGGCUGCGCAGCAAGCAGCAGAGCCUGCAGCGGCAGCUGGAGCAGCUCCGGGGGCUGGCAGGGGCGGCCGAGCGGGAGCGGCUGCGGGCGGACAGUCUGGACUCCUCAGGCCUCUCCUCUGAGCGCUCAGACUCAGACCAAGAGGAGCUGGAGGUGGAUGUGGAGAGCCUGGUGUUUGGGGGUGAGGCCGAGCUGCUGCGGGGCUUCGUCGCCGGCCAGGAGCACAGCUACUCACACGGCGGCGGCGCCUGGCUAUGAUGUUCCUCACCCAGGGCAGGCCUCUGCCCUCUACUCGUGCCAGGCCCACUUGCCAGGCAGGAGCCCUCCCCAAGCCUUCAGGGCUGCUCGGAGUCACCUGUUGGAAUGGACUAAAAGGACCCUUGUGUGGGAACAGGUGCUCCCCAAACACCCUGCUGCUGGCUGCCAGGCAGGCCCUCUGGAAGGGAAGGGGCAGGACUCAUCAGGACCUCCCUGGACCCCUGCAGGGCAGGCAGCUUGGGCCUGAGCCCAAGCAUUUGGCUCUGCUGCCCCCAAGGGGACAGGAAGCCUCUUGGGCCUCUUCCCUUCCUGGACAAGGCCCCCUGCCUUUGCCUCACGUAAACUGUACAGUAUUUUCAUUAAAAGCCUCUUUCAUAACUUCC